CCGUGGUCCAGGACCUCCCGUUGGAGCUGGCCGCACCGGCCUCAUCGGCCUUCUGGGACGACUGCUGACCUCGGGAUACCAUCGCCGCCUGUUGCAGCUUUCAUUCCGUUGAUUUUUAAUGGAAGAAUUGGUUUUGGUCAAUAGCUAUAUAAUAGAGGCGAUCCUCGGUCUUGGAAUGAUCUUCCUUUCCCACCAUCACCACCAUCGUUCAACCCCGCCUUCUUUUCUUUUUCCUAGGGUUCACUCUGGUAGUGUUACCCCUUCCUUUCUCUUCACAAUCCAUUCCAUAUCUACAUUCAUUUACUUGUUUUGACCUGCCCUGGUGGUAGUCUCCUGUAAUUCGGGACCCUAAUAUCAUUCUUUUACCCACGCAAUACAACAAGCUUGUCCCUGUUCACUCACAGACUUCAAGUUGAAUUCCCAUCACAAUGCAACUGCAGUCCACCUUCGGCGCCUUUUUGGUAGCCUUCACCAUGGUCCACGGCGCCCCAAUAAUGACCGAUCAAGAUCCAGCACUCGCAGUGAUCGACUAUGAUGGGGCCCUAAACCCUGCUGAUGCUGGUAACAUGCCCAUCGCAAACGAUCCCAAGAAGCCAUCUAUAGACAACUGGAAGGCCCCAGACAUGACCGAGAUCGUCGCCAGGGGCCCCAAGAAGCCCCAGUCACCGCCCAAGGGCAGUCCAUCCGGCAAACCCGCGGGAGGGCAGCAACAACAGCAGCAGCAACAGCAGCAGCAGCAGCAGCAGCAGCAGCAACAGCAGCAGCAGAAUGGAGACGGCAGCUCCCUGGGCAAGGACAUCCUCACGCACACCACGUCGAACGUGAUCUCGGACAGCAUCCUGAACGGCGUCAACGAGGUAAUCUACUCAGAGGACGCAGAGGUCCCAGAGGAAGCAGAGGAAGCGCCAGCGAAGCGCAGCCCAAGAGGAGGAGGAGGCGGCCGGGGUGGAGGCGGCCGGGGCCGCGGCGGCGGAGGCAGCAAGCCGAAGCCGAAGCCGAAGCCUGAGCAAAAGGACGUCGACCUCGAACCGUUGCUGGACAUCAUAUCCACCGACGACCAGCCCGUGAGCGAGGACGCAGAAGCCACCCCGGCACAAGCCGUCAAGCGCAGCCCCAGGGGCGGCGGCGGGCGCGGCGGCGGCGGCCGUGGCGGCGGCGGCGGGGUCAGGCCGAAGCCGAAGCCCGGGACGGAGGACGUCGACCUCGACCCGGUGUCGGACAUCCUCUCGCUAUUUUCCUCCGACGACGAGCCCGCGAGCGAGGACACAGAAGCAUCCUCAGCACCCGUCAAGCGUAGCCCCAGAGGCGGCGGCCGGGGUGGCGGCGGCCGGGGCGGUGGCCGAGGCAGGGGCGGCGGCAAGCCCAAGCCCAAGCCGAAGGCAAUGCCCGAACCAGACAACGUUGACCCCGGGCCGCUGCUGGAGAACGUCGACCUCAAGCCGCUGCUGGAGAAUAUCAACCUGCCAGUGGAGACCUUCCCAGACCCAGACACCCAGCCCGCCAUGGGCGAGGAAGCAGAAGCAUCACCAGGACCAGCCGACGACGUCCUACCCGCCAACAACCAGACCGUCAAGCGCAGCCCCCGAGGCGGCGGCGGCGGCGGCCGAGGAGGCGGUGGUGGUGGCGGACGGAGCGGCGGCGGCAGCCGCGGCAAGCCGAGCAGCAAGCCGAGCAGCAAGCCGAAGCCUGACGUCGACGUCGAGUCGCUGGUGGACGUCCUCCCGACCGACGAGAUCCAGAGCCUCAUCGAGGACACCGAGGGUGCGACCCCGCCACCACCACCGGGGGCAGGGGCAUCGAUCAUCAAGCGCAGCCCCAGGGGCGGUCGAGGAGGCGGCGGCGGUGGCGGCCGGGGCAGGGGCGGUGGCGGCAAACCCAAGCCGAAGCCCAAGCCCGAGCCGAAGCCAAAGCCUGAGGACAAGCCCAAGCCUGAGGAGAAGCCCAAGCCCGAGGACAAGCCCAAGCCUGAGGACAAGCCCAAGCCUGAGGACAAGCCCAAGCCUGAGGACAAGCCAAAGUCCGAGCCCGAACAAAAGGAGAUCAACCUCGACCCGCUGGUGGAACUCAUCCCGCCGCCCGAUAUCCUCCCAGACACCACCGAAAUCACCCCAGACAACACCGAUGUCGUCCCCGACACCCUCAACAACAUCCCAGACACCACCACCGAGGUCACCAGCCCCAAGUGCAGGGACAGGCGCAGCGGCAACGUCAACGUCACCCAAGUCUACGAUGAUGAAGGAACUAAAGUGAUCAUGUCGUACCCGCCCGGCGACUCGCCCCUCGAGAAGGGGGCGCAAGGGCCGGACACGCCCGACGACUUCGAUGAUUGCGAAUGUGUCCUGUGUGGCCAGGGUGAUAAGUAG
Molecule: messenger RNA, 2363 nt
Organism: Diaporthe batatas
Lineage: Eukaryota; Fungi; Ascomycota; Sordariomycetes; Diaporthales; Diaporthaceae
Exons: 2
Coding region: 429-2363 (644 amino acids)
Source: RefSeq, a predicted model, not a curated record